AUGAGUAACACAGUUGCACCUAAUGAACCGGCAGUAAUUAACCGUGCUCGAACACCAUUAAGAAGAUUAUACGAACAUUUUCGAAAGCGGAAACUAAUUUGGACAAUAUUCCUUAUUAUUUGUAUUAUUGUAGUUAUAGUUGCUGUAACAACUCCUGUUUUAUUGAACAAAACUAAAAGAGAAACAACAACAACAACAACAACGACAUCAUCAACAACAACAACGACAUCAUCAACAACAACAACAACAUCAUCAACAACAACAUCAACUACAACAACAACAACGACAUCAUCAACAACUACAACUACAACAACAACAACUACAACCACAACAACAGCAACUGCAAGGGGAUGGUUUUCUACUGGUAACAUGAAUAAUGCACGAGGUGGUCACACAGCAUCUGUAUUAUCAAAUGG
Molecule: messenger RNA, 416 nt
Organism: Adineta steineri
Lineage: Eukaryota; Metazoa; Rotifera; Eurotatoria; Adinetida; Adinetidae
Source: the annotation of a GenBank genome assembly